AUGGAAGAAGCUUUGUACAAAAAAAAUCUUGUUCAAGGUAAAAUUGAUCAGAAUACUUGGAGUGUGUCACGGUUUAGCAUUAAUAUCGAUACUCAGUAUACUGAAAUGGACAAUGUUAGUGAAAUGGAUGAUGUCAGUGAAAUAGACGAUGUCAGUGAAAUAGACGAUGCCAUUGAAAAAAAACUUUGA
This is a messenger RNA of Dentiscutata heterogama, 189 nucleotides long. Lineage: Eukaryota; Fungi; Glomeromycota; Glomeromycetes; Diversisporales; Gigasporaceae. The record is from the annotation of a GenBank genome assembly.